This is a messenger RNA of Trachymyrmex septentrionalis, 701 nucleotides long. Its product is annotated as proline-rich antigen homolog. The transcript is spliced from 4 exons. The record is from RefSeq and is a predicted model, not a curated record. NCBI's taxonomy places the organism in Eukaryota, Metazoa, Arthropoda, Insecta, Hymenoptera, Formicidae. Bases 111 to 533 code for a protein of 140 amino acids.
UUUCAAUCGCUAAUUGGUUUUACUAGAAGAGAAGAAAUACUUCGCAGAGAAAAACUUAGAAUUUUCAGACUAUAAGUAUAAAACAUUGAGUUUUGACGUAUUUUUUAACCAUGAAGGCAUUCUAUGUUCUUCUGUUAUUGACCCUCGUUGAAAUCGUUUUUGCAAAAUCGGCUCUUGAUCGAAACAAAGUACCACCUCAUUCAAAACCUCCUGACUCCUCUCAUGGUGAUGGUGGUGGCAAUGGUCCUGACAAUGGUGCAGGCGGUGGACCACAAUCACCACCAGGCGGUGGACCACCAUCACCACCAGGCGGUGGACCACCAUCACCACCAGGCGGUGGACCACCAUCACCACCAGGCGGUGAAUCACCAUCGCCACCAGGUGGUGGACCAGCAUCGCCACCAGGUGGUGGACCAGCAUCGCCACCAGGCGGUGGCGGUAUACCCUUAGUAACAACGCUUUUGCAAUUUUUAUGUCCUUUACUACAACCAGUACUAGCAAGUUUAAGUUUAGACGGUCUUUGUAGAAUGUAAAAAGAAAAAUGAAAUACGCACUAUGAAGGAUAACUUCUAUUAUCGACAUCGUAAUGCAUUGUUAUAAAACAUUUUAUUUAUUAAAUUAUAUUAUCAUUAUUACUAUUAUACAUAUGACUGGAAUGCAUUGUAUCUCUUUUUAAACACAUUUAAUUUUUAAGUCGGCAA